Messenger RNA from Cyphellophora attinorum, 552 nucleotides. RefSeq lists its product as uncharacterized. NCBI's taxonomy places the organism in Eukaryota, Fungi, Ascomycota, Eurotiomycetes, Chaetothyriales, Cyphellophoraceae. Bases 1 to 552 code for a protein of 183 amino acids. The record is from RefSeq and is a predicted model, not a curated record. The transcript has a single exon.
AUGUCCGACUCAACCCCCCAAGCCUCCACCGGCCAGUCCCUCCUCGACUCCGCCAAAGGCUACGUCCAGUCCGGCAUCGCCGCCGUGACGGGCAGCACGGGCGACCAAGCCAAAGCCGACCAGACGCACAACAAAGCCGCCGCUGAAGCCAACGCCUCCGAAGCCGCAGUCAAAGCCGGCCCAUUCACCCUCUCAUCCUCCGGCGCCGUCGCCAAGGACUCCCAGGACCGCUCUCAGGGCCAGUGGGAUCAGACUGUGGGAUCGGGCAAGGAGACUUUGGGAAACUUGUUGGGGAAUGAGAAUCUGAAGCAGCAGGGUCGGGAGCAGAACUUGGCUGGGCAGGGACAGGAGGCGAAGGGGCAGUUGAGUGAUCUGGGACAAGGGAUCAGUGAUCGUGUGCAAGGGACGCUGGGUGGUGCGGUCGCGGGGUUGACGAAUGAUCGGGUUAGUCAGGAGAAGUAUAAUGCGAUGCAUGAUGAGGGGAAGUCGAGGCAGAGGGGUGUUGAGGCGGACCUUGACAAGAUGGCUGAGGCAGAGGCUAAGAAGCAGUGA